Pleuronectes platessa (European plaice) is the source of this 2065-nucleotide messenger RNA. RefSeq names its product WAP four-disulfide core domain 1 (gene wfdc1). Gene Ontology annotation, molecular function: peptidase inhibitor activity. Gene Ontology annotation, cellular component: extracellular region. Bases 327 to 956 code for a protein of 209 amino acids. The transcript is spliced from 7 exons. NCBI's taxonomy places the organism in Eukaryota, Metazoa, Chordata, Actinopteri, Pleuronectiformes, Pleuronectidae. The record is from RefSeq and is a predicted model, not a curated record. Gene Ontology annotation, biological process: regulation of cell growth.
UCCCUCUGACUCUGUCAUUCAGCCCUGCACUUUUCCUCAGGCAGAUAUAAAGGCAGGUCCUGUUGAAAGUGAGAGAGAGAGAGAGAGAGAGAAAGAGAGAGAGAGAGAGAGAGAGAGAGAGAGAGAGAGAGAGAGAGGGCUUGUGUAAUCUCUGGCUGCACAUGAGCACCGGGGAGAGUUACUGCCUCAGCAGUUGGAUAAAAAAGGGACCGUGAAAGAAGCGGAGGAAAAACUAACUCGGGUAUAAGAAGAAGGAAUACCUCUGGAAGAAAGGAAGGGAGGAGAAGGAAGAGAGCUUGAAGUUGGGGGGGUGCAGGACAGAGACCAUGCCGGGGUCUGUGCUGCUGCUGCUGCUGCUGUCCCUGUUGGUGCUGUCCACAGGAAGUGAUGCCAGAAGAAUCAGGAAAAGAGGACUCAACCAAAAGGAUUACGAGUACCCCAACCACCCCCAGUCCACACAGCACCAGAAGAACGACCGGUGUCCUCCACCGCCCCAAAUGCUGCCGGAGCGAGCCUGCGAGGUGCCGGGCUGCCGCUCGGACUCGGAGUGCGAGCGCCACAAACGCUGCUGCUACAACGGCUGCAUCUACGCCUGCCUGGAGUCCGUCCAGCCUCCACCAGUGCUGGACUGGCUGGUGCAGCCCAAGCCUCGGUGGUUGGGGGGUAACGGCUGGCUGCUAGACGGCCCUGAAGAGGUUCUGCAAGCCGAGGCCUGCAGCACCACUGAGGAUGGAGAUGAGCCCCUUCACUGCCCCACAGGCUACGAGUGCCACAUCAUCAACCAGGGAAACCCCGCCACCGGUAUCCCCAACCGGGGUCAGUGCAUCAAGCAGCGUGGGAACUCCGACGGUCGGGGCCUGAGGCACAAAUACUUCAAGGACUACAAGGAUUACUUAGGUACCGGCUCUAACAAUGCAGUAGGCUUCGAAAAACUUCAGCACAAGCACCUGGGUUGAAAUCAACAGUGACCUCGGCCUCAGUGACGACCAUAACACGACCUCAGACGUCAGCCCAGUGGAUCUGCUCUCAUCUCACCUGAAGCAGGACCACAUCUCACCUGAAGCAGGACCACAUCUCACCUUCUCACUCGGCUACCUCCUCUUCUGCUUUAUUCGGUGGCCUCUCCGGAGACCGAUGCAUCCGCAGUGCAGCUCCAAAGAAAUACCUGCAUUUAUUUUCUCUAUCCUCUCUCUGUCUGAUAUAUAUUCUGAAAAGGAAGGAGCAGAGGGUGCUGGUGGUGACGCAGAAGAAGAGAAAGCAGGCUGUGCACCACAGUUGUUUUUAUCAUAAAUCUCACAGGAUGUUUGGAAACGUUGCAGUUUUGGCAUCGAACGCUCAUUCUCAUUCUCACACUUGGACAAACCCUCUAACCUGAACGCUUCUGUGGCUCAUUCUCCAAAGCACGCGAUUCAAAUUUCUGCAUAAUCUGGAAGGCUUUAGAGACAAAUGGGGAGACAUCCCAGCAUCUUUGAAUGAAACCCAAAUGUGAAUUAAAAUGUCUAAUUACGAGAAUAAAUGCCAUAUGAGAGUGUGGGUUGUGUCAGAUGUGAGGGAUUUGGAAAAGCACAGCAUGGUGAGUUCCAUUGAGUUCAGUCAUUUGAGCAACAAUUUAGUUUUUAACCGAGUAUCUACCAAUGUUGUGAUUACACAAGCUUUUCAUGAAUUUGUAUGUUUGUUUUUGCAUGAAUGUGUCAUCUGGUGACAAAUGGAGCUCAUCUGACAAACGAGAUGAUUCAGUCUGAGUUCAAUUAUCACAGCUUCACGUUGGUCUGGACGAGUGUUUUAACAGAAAGGGCUUCCACACGGAGCCGAUUUAGAAAACUGGUCAGAAAGUCUGUGUCACUCUUGAGCUGAACCUGCUUCAGUCUUCUUCAUCUGUCCGUGUUAUCGAUAAUAUAAAAGGUGCUCACGUUCAUGUUUUGCCUCUAAUAACAGGAGAAUAAGCUGAAGAGGUUAAAACAAAAGCUGUAACCAUGAAUUCUCUAAAGUGAUGUCUGAAUGUUUCUGCCUAACUGGUGCUGCAAUGCUGCCUCGUUUAUUCUAAAUAAACAGAAACAACAUUGUC